Messenger RNA from Penaeus vannamei (Pacific white shrimp), 874 nucleotides. The record is from RefSeq and is a predicted model, not a curated record. Lineage: Eukaryota; Metazoa; Arthropoda; Malacostraca; Decapoda; Penaeidae.
ACCGUGUCCGUUGACCACAGAUCUCCCUCUCUCUCGGCCAUCACAACUACGCCAAGAUGAAACUGAUCGUGCUAUCUCUGUUGGCAGCAACAUGCUCCGCGGCUCCGCAGCUUUACCAGACGGUGGCAGGAACUGUGGCCAGUCCACAGUGGAACCUUCCGGCUGUUAUGAAGAUUCCUGAACCAGGUGUAAACUUGGGAAUGGUAUUAAGCGCCCCUGCCCCUGUCCCCGUUGUGAAGGCCGCCCCUGUCCCUGUCCCUGUUGUGAAGGCCGCCCCUUCCCUUACCGUCGUUGAAGCUGCCCCUGUGGCUGUGGCCCCUGUUGCCCCGCUGGUCAAGAGUGCAGCCAUUGUGGCUCCUGCUGCCCCUGUGGCAGUCGCCCCUGUGGUCAAGAGCGCUGUCCCCGUCACUGUAGUGGCAGCGCCUGAGCCCCUCAUGGCCCCUGAACCCCCCAUGCCCUCCCUCAGCGUCCCUCACGUGGGAGGCCAAUUCCACGCCCAGGACGAGGCCGGCCAGUACACCUUCGGCCACUACGGCGGCCCCAACACCCGCGUGGAGACCAGGGACUCUUUGGGUCGUACCUCCGGCAGCUUCGCCUACGUGGACCCCGAGGGGGACGUCCAGGUGAGGAAGUACGCCGCCGCCCCCGGUUCUGGCUUCAGGGUGGCCGCCUCUGACCUCGUCGAGGACACGCCCGCCGUGGCCCAGGUCAAGUCCGCCCACGCCCGCGCCCACGAAGUUGCUAAGUUGUUGGCAGGAAAUUCCGCUGUCACGCUGGUUUAACUUGCAAACUGUCUCAAUCCACGAGUACUCAUCAGUAUACCAUAUAUCUUUGUAUAUAUAUUUUUCUAACAAUAAAAUGUACCAUGUAUGAA